Molecule: messenger RNA, 696 nt
Organism: Dromaius novaehollandiae (emu)
Lineage: Eukaryota; Metazoa; Chordata; Aves; Casuariiformes; Dromaiidae
Product: maestro heat-like repeat-containing protein family member 2B
Exons: 4
Coding region: 1-681 (226 amino acids)
Cellular component (GO): cytoplasm
Source: RefSeq, a predicted model, not a curated record
AUGUCUCUCCAGAUCGUCUGCAAACACAUCCCGCCAGCGCAGGCCACGGACUUCCUCUCUGCCGCCCUGGACGGGAUGCUGUUGGCCAGGUCCGCGUGUGCUCAGGCAGCGGGCGAGUGGCUGCUCACCUUCCUGGAGACGUGCGGGGGACAGCUAUUCACGGAGGUGCCAGAAAUCCUGAGCAUCGUUUACAUCCGGAUGCCGACCAUGCAGCAGGACACCCUCCGACAUUUCCUCUUGGAGGCGGUGUCCGUGCUCGCCCUCUACCACCCCGGGGCCGUCAUCGACAGCCUGCUGCAGAAGCAGCUGCCCAUGGACAGUGACACCGAGGAGCUGUGGAGGGUCCUGGGGGGGAAAUUCUUUGUGGACCACUUCCUGCGGGUCUUGAUGGAAAAACUGAAGAACUCAGGAAGCGACCAGCCCAGGACCAGCUCUGCCAAGCCUGAGGCAGACGAGGAGGAGGCUGCGCUGGAGCCUCUCAAGAUGACCCGGGCCAUCUCUGUGGUGGUGUCAGCGCUGCAGAGCCCGGAGGCUGUGCAGCGCCUGCUCCCGGAGCUGCUGCCGGUGCUGCUGAAGCAGAUCAGCGCCACAGUGGGCAAGGAGAUGCCAUCUUCCCCACUCAGCACCCGGGGAAAGCUGUUCCUGAAGGGCCACACGAGCGAUGACAAUCCUUGCAGGUAGGAGCCAGGGGACGGA